AAGGCUGGAGAAACUAAGAGCGCCCGUAUCGCCUUCACUGUUUGUUAUAGGAAUGUACUAUUCUUGUCUUGCCUUCUCGGCAUCAGCUCUGAAACGGUAUCUCGAAGGCUAUAUUUCCCUUGGUUCCCCACGGCUGGAUCUAGAGUCGUGCGCUCCCCUUGUGGACGCUCUUCUCAUUUCUCUCCAACUUUUGCCAUUUCAGGAGCCAGAUCAUGAUACCAGUGAGAUGCGAAGUGUAGUUACGGGAGAAAGUGCCGAUGGGGGCUUUUCAGAGCACAAUUUGCACAGUGUAAUGUGUUGGGCCGACCAUCAAGAUUCAACAGAAUCCGUUGGGCCGUAUUUGUCGUUGCUCGCAAGAUUACGGAGCGACAGAGCAUUACAAGAUAUAUGGAAUCGAACGACGAAAAGAUUACACCCUGAUUCACCUCACUCUUUCCAGCCGGCUUAUGGCUGUGUGAAAGCUCUUAUUGAUGUUGGAAGCCAUAGAAAGGCUGUAACUUAUCUAAGACAGAUAUCAAAAUGCGUCAAUGGUAACCUUCCAGGUCUAUCUGACUUCGAGGGUUUGGGAAGUCUCCUCACAGCCGAACGUGUGGCCCAUGCAAUUCCGCAGCUUGCGGGGAAGGAAUACCUUAGCAUCCUUGAAGCUCAACUAGAAGAUAUGGAGAAGAGACUCGGAAUCACUUGGAAUAGACAGAAAUCGGUCCAUACUAGCAUCUCUAAUCCGCUCUACAUCAGUUCCAAACAACCGCUCCUGACAAUCGAUGGCGAUAGUGCGGGGUAUGAUAGCAGCAUGCGCCUAAUCGCGGAGAUUGAAGCACUCGGAUGCUCAAAAUCGAUGCUGGAGCUAGGAAGGGUCGCUAACUUGCUGGACGAAUUUGAAGGGGAUCAGAUUCGCGUCCUCUUGCCGUAUGAGGAUGCUGUACCUUAUGAAUUUGCUUGGUUUCCUCAGCGAUCUCCGAUUGAAUUGCCAAACGGCUCUCUGCCUGUGGGAAAUUCCCAGUUUGAAGCGUGGUCACCCUCUACUUUGGGAUUACUUCGAGUCAGACCACACAGACAUGGGGUAUCUCUAGUGACGGAAUGUUGCCUACAUUUGAUGCAGCUUGGCUACCUGGUCGCGAGACCCAAACCGGCCCAAGGGACUUCCUCAGAAGCGGCCCAAAGCUGGGAAGAGACAGGCCACAUCGUGACUUGGGACCGUGCUUUUGGUCGAUUCCUUGCCGUUUUUGUGGGGAAAAGCCGUGGAGCUCUAGAUGCUGAGAAACAGUGGAUCGUUCCAAACCCAUCGUUUGGCCUCGAUGCAGUUCUGAGGAUCUCACCUGGAAAUGGUUUACCGGAACAGAAGGACAUUAAUCUCCCAUUUGGAUAUUCUUAUCCAAUGUACUGUGUGAAUGCAGACCCAGGGCCAGAUCUCGUAUUCGAAACGGGCUAAUCCCACGCAUUCGUCCGUACUUGAUAGAAUGCCAUAUGAGACACCCUGGGAUGUGAGAAACGCACAGGCCUCGAAUACAGCCCCAUAGACCGUCCAAGAUUUGGAAAGUAAUGGACUAGUGAACCCAAUCUCAGCCAGCCAGGAAGUGGCGACUUAGAUCUCCUGCGAGGCUGCGGCAUCUGCGGGCGCAGUUAGGAUUGCGGCUGGGUAACCGCACAGAGCGCCGUGGAAAUAUCCUGACUUUUCUACUCGUUCUGAGGGUUACAGAGUGGAUAAGACAUGCGAAUUUUCGGGCCGGACAAUCUCGGCCCAUUCGGAUCUCCUUACCUGUAAUGGCCUUAGGGAUAUCUGCCUUCUCGACCUCUUUUUCUUUUCUUUUAUUUUCUUUUUUUCCGUAAUGAUACCCUGGGCCUUCUGAUGUCGACAAGUGCAUUGACUCU
Messenger RNA from Aspergillus caelatus, 1869 nucleotides. RefSeq lists its product as uncharacterized. The coding region runs from base 53 to 1429 and encodes 458 amino acids. The record is from RefSeq and is a predicted model, not a curated record. The transcript has a single exon. NCBI's taxonomy places the organism in Eukaryota, Fungi, Ascomycota, Eurotiomycetes, Eurotiales, Aspergillaceae.